AUGCGCGCUGCCCGGUGGCUGGGGCUGGCGCUGCUGCUCUGCCUCUGCCGCCCCGCCGAGCCCUGGUACAAGCAGGCGGCCGGGCCCCGCCACUACUCGGUGGGCAGAGCCUCGGGGCUGCUCUCCGGCCUCCGCCGCUUGCCCCACGCCCGCCGCUCCGACACCGACGGCACCGCUGAGCCCGGCCCCGGUGUGCUGCUGCCUGGCUCGGCCCGCCUGCCUGCGGAGCUCCACGCCGCGGCGCUGUGCGUGACGGAUGUGGCCCCCGAGCCAUGGAGCUGCCGGGUGCUGCCUGGAGCCCCCGGUGCUCUCCAGUGCAAGGCGGACGUGACCGUGUCCUUGGACCCCGUGGAGUGUGCGGACGCCUGAGCCAGCACCGGUGGCUCUGUGGUGACAAUAAACGUGCUU
This is a messenger RNA of Gymnogyps californianus (California condor), 408 nucleotides long. RefSeq names its product neuropeptide B (gene NPB). Bases 1 to 369 code for a protein of 122 amino acids. The record is from RefSeq and is a predicted model, not a curated record. NCBI's taxonomy places the organism in Eukaryota, Metazoa, Chordata, Aves, Accipitriformes, Cathartidae. Gene Ontology annotation, molecular function: G protein-coupled receptor binding. The transcript has 2 exons. Gene Ontology annotation, biological process: G protein-coupled receptor signaling pathway; feeding behavior.